This is a messenger RNA of Necator americanus (New World hookworm), 3024 nucleotides long. RefSeq lists its product as uncharacterized. The transcript is spliced from 2 exons. The record is from RefSeq and is a predicted model, not a curated record. Lineage: Eukaryota; Metazoa; Nematoda; Chromadorea; Rhabditida; Ancylostomatidae. The coding region runs from base 1 to 3024 and encodes 1007 amino acids.
AUGGAUCAAACAGCGCAAAACCGACGACCAGGACGACCUCGAAUUUAUAUUAAUGACGCUGAACGCCAAAGGAGUCACCGCCUUAGAGAGACUUCACAGCAGCGCAGUAUCCGUUGGCAAGCAAACGCAGAGCAACAACGACGGAGGCGACAGAACGAAAACGAGGAGCAACGUUUGGUCAGACGCUCAGCUAAUGCAGCGCUUCAGGAAAAUAGACGCCAAAGCGAAGACGUUGAAGAGCGUUUUGCUCGGCAGAUGGCAAAUGCAGACCGCCAGCAAAGAAGACGCCAAAGUGAGAACGAUGGCCAGCGGUCUGCAAGACUACUGGAGAACUCACAACGCCAGCAAAGGAGACGCCAAGGUGAGAACGAUGAACAGCGGUCUGCAAGACUUCUGGGGAACUCACAACGCCAGCAAAGGAGACGCCAAAGUGAGAACGAUGGCCAGCGGUCUGCAAGACUACUGGAGAACUCACAACGCCAGCAAAGGAGACGCCAAAGUGAGAACGAUGGCCAGCGGUCUGCAAGACUACUGGAGAACUCACAACGCCAGCAAAGGAGACGCCAAGGUGAGAACGAUGAACAGCGGUCUGCAAGACUUCUGGGGAACUCACAACGCCAGCAAAGGAGACGCCAAAGUGAGAACGAUGGCCAGCGGUCUGCAAGACUACUGGAGAACUCACAACGCCAGCAAAGGAGACGCCAAGGUGAGAACGAUGAACAGCGGUCUGCAAGACUUCUGGGGAACUCACAACGCCAGCAAAGGAGACGCCAAAGUGAGAACGAUGAACAGCGGUCUGCAAGACUUCUGGGGAACUCACAACGCCAGCAAAGGAGACGCCAAGGUGAGAACGAUGAACAGCGAUCUGCAAGACUUCUGGGGAACUCACAACGCCAGCAAAGGAGACGCCAAGGUGAGAACGAUGAACAGCGAUCUGCAAGACUUCUGGGGAACUCACAACGCCAGCAAAGGAGACGCCAAGGUGAGAACGAUGAACAGCGGUCUGCAAGACUUCUGGGGAACUCACAACGCCAGCAAAGGAGACGCCAAGGUGAGAACGAUGAACAGCGAUCUGCAAGACUUCUGGGGAACUCACAACGCCAGCAAAGGAGACGCCAAGGUGAGAACGAUGAACAGCGGUCUGCAAGACUUCCUGGGGAACUCACAACGCCAGCAAAGGAGACGCCAAAGAGACGCCAAAGUGAGAACGAUGAACAGCGGUCUGCAAGACUUCUGGGGAACUCACAACGCCAGCAAAGGAGACGCCAAGGUGAGAACGAUGAACAGCGGUCUGCAAGACUUCUGGGGAACUCACAACGCCAGCAAAGGAGACGCCAAAGUGAGAACGAUGAACAGCGAUCUGCAAGACUUCUGGGGAACUCACAACGCCAGCAAAGGAGACGCCAAAGUGAGAACGAUGGCCAGCGGUCUGCAAGACUACUGGAGAACUCACAACGCCAGCAAAGGAGACGCCAAAGUGAGAACGAUGAACAGCGAUCUGCAAGACUUCUGGGGAACUCACAACGCCAGCAAAGGAGACGCCAAGGUGAGAACGAUGAACAGCGAUCUGCAAGACUUCUGGGGAACUCACAACGCCAGCAAAGGAGACGCCAAGGUGAGAACGAUGAACAGCGGUCUGCAAGACUUCUGGGGAACUCACAACGCCAGCAAAGGAGACGCCAAGGUGAGAACGAUGAACAGCGAUCUGCAAGACUUCUGGGGAACUCACAACGCCAGCAAAGGAGACGCCAAGGUGAGAACGAUGAACAGCGGUCUGCAAGACUUCUGGGGAACUCACAACGCCAGCAAAGGAGACGCCAAAGUGAGAACGAUGAACAGCGGUCUGCAAGACUACUGGGGAACUCACAACGCCAGCAAAGGAGACGCCAAGGUGAGAACGAUGAACAGCGGUUUGCAAGACUACUGGAGGACUCACAACGCCACCAGAGGCUACGACAAAAGGAGAACGAUGAGCAGCGAUCUGCCAGACUGCUGUCAAAUGCUCAACUUGAACAAAGGCGGCCCGAAAAUGAGAGUUCUGAGCAACGUUCAGCAAGACGCCCUGCAAACGCUGAGCGCCAACGAUUGCAACGACAGAAUGAACCAGAAGAACAGCGCGCUGAACGCUUACGCAACGACUCCGAAAGACAUAUUCGCCGUAAUGCCGCUCCUGAAAUGACAGGUUUAGCACUGCGUUCUCGCAUCACGGAUGUGAACUACCUUGGAGCACUAGAAAAUCGCUGUUCAAAUUGUGGAGCUUUGCACUUCGCCUUUGAAGUGAAGCGACAGCAUCCGUACAUUUUUUCUGAUUGCUGUGACCGAGGGCGAUUCAACUUGAAUCUGUUUGAGGAGUUUCCAGAGCAAUUAAAACAGCUCUUUGUGCGAGAUAGAGCGGCUCCCACAGAGAUGACGCACCGUCAGCGCAACUUUCUUGAAAAUAUAAGAGCAUUCAACUCUGCUCUCGCGAUGACUUCGAUGGGGGCUCAAGUUGACACAAUUUCUGGAAGGGGGCCAUAUUGUUACCGAAUUCACGGGCAAAUCUAUCACCGACUGGGUGCGCUUCAUCCUCACCAAGGGGAGCAACGUCAAUUCGGUCAAAUAUAUAUUCUAGACACUGAAAUGGCUGCCCAACAGCGCCUUGGGAAUAUGCGGAAUUCGGACUGCGACCCUAACCUCAUGCUGUUUUUGAGUGAAUGGUUUGCGCGUAACAAUGUCUACGCUCAAUCGUUUAAAAUGAUGAGCGAAGUGGAGCAAAUGGAAAUAGCGGCAGCCCAGCGAGAAAAUCGGCAAACCAUACCAAUUCGCAUGGUAUUCGAUGACAGCAGAGAGCGGGGUUUUGCAAGAGGAGAGUACGCUAUUCCUACUGCAAACGAAGUAGCAGUCGUAUACGUGGGUGAAGAAAACGACGUUCCUGCAAGAAGGAGUCUUGCGGUCCAUGUUCGACAGGCUGCAGGAUCAAAGUUGAUGAACAUCAGUGACAUAGAUAAACGAUGCGAUCUUCUCACGUAUCCACUGCUCUAUUAA